Molecule: messenger RNA, 755 nt
Organism: Juglans regia (Persian walnut)
Lineage: Eukaryota; Viridiplantae; Streptophyta; Magnoliopsida; Fagales; Juglandaceae
Exons: 2
Coding region: 145-525 (126 amino acids)
Source: RefSeq, a predicted model, not a curated record
GUUAGUCAAUACUUCAAUGAUUAUAAAGAAAGUACAAAUGAGCGAAGUGUUGGGUCCUUAAUACAUCGGUGGUCUGCCAUUCAAAAGGCGACGAACAAAUUUUGUGCUAAACUCGCCCAAGUUGAAGGGCUGAAUCAAAGUGGCAUGACUGAGCAAGACAAGUUUGACAAAGCGAAGGUCAUGUACCAAUCGCUUGAGAAAACAACCUUUCAGUUCGAGCAUUGUUGGCAGCUAUUGAAAGACCAGCCGAAAUGGAAUCAGCGUUGCACAAAGGACGGGACAAAGCGAAGGUCGACGAUGUCCCCUACAUAUUCGCGUACAUCAUCCAUGGCAACUAAUUCACCCAUUGAUUCAGUGGGUGGUACAGAGGGCGAGAAUAUGGAAACUAAUGAUGUCAUCGAUUUGGAUAGGCCAAUAGGAAGAAAAGCUGAGAAAGGAAAACGUAAGGCCCAAGGCAGAGCCUCAGAAGAGCUUGUGGAGCUCAGCAAGAAAAGGUAUACUCUCCUAGAGGAGUCACGUGCUUAGGAGAAAUAAUUUUUCCGACUCAAGGCGGAGAAGAUGGCAUAUGAACGAGAAAUGGAGGAAAAUAAAACUAGACAAGAGGAUGAGAGAUUGAGGUUGGAGGCGGAGAAACUGGAAAUCGCCCGGUUGGAGAGAGAGGAGCGCAUAAUGUUGCUCGAUGUGAGUACGUUAAAUGAAGUUCAGCAAGUAUAUUUCCAGCAACUUCAAAGAGAGAUAUUGGCGCGACGCACUGC